UGAAAUCAGGACUUGCAGAAAGAAGAGCUAUGGGUCAAGCCCAGAGGUUGGCCAUCUGACAGGAUCCUUAGUUUGGUGGAGGUGGUGACAGCUCACCUGAAUCUUGGCCUCAGGAAGCAGGGGACACUGCGUGAAUGCCCACCCACUGAACCAACUUGACCCAAGCGUUCCACCAAUGCACCCACCCUGGCCAGCUGAUUCCUGCACAGUGCAGCCCCAUAAAAUAACACCCAGCAGCUGAUGUUGGGCAGGUUCAGGCAUCUGCAGGCCCUCUGAAGUUCUCUAGCCAUCCGGUGGGAAGGACUCUGAGUCUUCAGUGACUUUGUCCUGUGUUAUCAUCAGAGAGAUGUGUCACUUGAGCCAUUCUCUACUGGACUCGAUCAUCUGGGCUGUGAAACUCUACUUAGAGGUAGGGUUGAAACCGAUGAAAAGGGCUUUAACAGCCGCAACAAAAUCGUUAUGGGGAGAGGAGGGGGACACUGGGCAGCGAUGCUCCCACAUCACUCUCCACCUGCUUCCCUCUGGUUCUGCACAGGUAGAAAGUGCUACCCCUUGGGCCAGGAGGGUGCGCCAGGGAGUGGACGUGGCUGGAGAAGGCUGGAGUGGAAGUGGCUGGGGUGGAGCUACGCAGGCGGCAGAGGCGGAGCCCAGCUCUGGGCGGCGGGUGUUCAGGGGCGUGGCUGCUGCAGAGCAUCCCGGAGCCAGCGGGAGACGCGCUUUGUUCUGGCCGAGGCCGCCUUUGCGUCCCGGGUCUAUCCCUUGCCUAUCUUCUAGCUCUUUCCACUCAGUCCCUGCAUCUGAAAUCGCUUCCGAUUCUUCUACGCUGCGCCCCGGAUCCUGACCUGUCCCCUCCCCCAAACUUCCCGCGGGCUUCCUGGUGUGGUAUCGUUCUCUCUCUUCCUCCCUUGUGCAUCCUCUCGCCCUGUCCGCUUUCAGAUCCCCUUUUUCCCAAGGUCGGGGCGCUCCGCCAGGCCCCGCCCCGCCCCCUGGACGGGGAUGUCCACAGUGGCCCAGAGCCCAUGGUCCUGACGCUGCUCCUCUCCGCCUACAAGCUGUGCCGCUUCUUCGCCAUGUCAAGCCCACGGGCAGGAGCCGAGCGGCUGGCGGUGCCUGGGCCGGAGGGGGGCUGCAGCGCCGGCCCGUGGUGGGCAGCGGGCGGCCGGGGGCCCCGGGAGGUGUCGCCUGGGGUGGGCGCCGAAGUGCAGGGCGCCCUGGAGCGCGCACUGCCCGAGCUGCAGCAGGCGCUGUCGGAGCUGAAGCAGGCCGGCAGCGCAAGGGCUGUGGGCGCUGGCCUGGCCGAGGUUUUUCAGCUAGUGGAGGAGGCCUGGUUAUUGCCGGCCGUGGGUCGCGAGGUGGCCCAGGGACUGUGCGAUGCCAUCCGCCUGGACGGCGGCCUCGACCUGCUGUUGCGGCUGCUGCAGGCAUCGGAGCUAGAGACACGCGUGCAGGCGGCGCGCUUGCUGGAGCAGAUCCUGGUGGCUGAGAACCGGGACCGCGUGGCUCGCAUUGGAAUGGGCGUGAUCCUGAACCUGGCGAAGGAGCGGGAGCCCGUGGAGCUGGCACGGAGCGUGGCAGGCAUCUUGGAGCACAUGUUCAAGCACUCGGAGGAGACAUGCCAGCGGCUGGUGGCGGCCGGUGGCCUGGACGCGGUGCUAUUCUGGUGCCGCCGCACCGACCCAGCGCUGCUUCGCCACUGCGCGCUGGCGCUGGCCAACUGCGCGUUGCACGGGGGCCAGGCGGCGCAGCGGCGCAUGGUGGAGAAGCGCGCGGCAGAGUGGCUCUUCCCACUGGCCUUCUCCAAGGAGGACGAGCUGCUGCGGCUGCACGCCUGCCUCGCUGUGGCGGUGUUGGCGACCAACAAGGAAGUAGAGCGUGAGGUGGAGCGCUCGGGCACGCUGGCCCUCGUGGAGCCACUUGUGGCCUCGCUGGACCCUGGCCGCUUCGCCCGCUGCCUGGUGGACGCCAGCGACACAAGUCAGGGCCGAGGACCCGACGACCUGCAGCGCCUCGUGCCACUGCUGGACUCGUCGCGCUUGGAGGCGCAGUGCAUCGGGGCUUUCUACCUCUGCGCAGAGGCGGCCAUCAAGAGCCUGCAGGGCAAGACCAAGGUGUUCAGCGACAUUGGGGCCAUCCAAAGCCUGAAACGCCUUGUUUCCUACUCCACCAAUGGCACCACCUCAGCCCUAGCCAAGCGCGCUCUGCGCUUGCUGGGUGAGGAGGUGCCUCGGCCCAUCCUGCCCUGUGUGGCCAGCUGGAAGGAGGCCGAGGUCCAGACGUGGCUGCAGCACAUCGGCUUCUCCCAGUACUGCCAGAGCUUCCGGGAGCAGCAAGUUGACGGUGACCUGUUGCUGCGGCUCACGGAGGAGGAGCUCCUGCACGACCUGGGCAUGAAAUCAGGCAUCACCCGCAAGAGGUUCUUCCGGGAGCUCACAGAGCUCAAGACUUUUGCCAACUAUGCUACGUGUGACCGAAGCAACCUAGCAGACUGGCUGGGUAGCCUGGACCCUCGCUUCCGCCAGUACACCUACGGCUUGGUCAGCUGCGGCCUGGACCGCUCGCUGCUGCACCGAGUGUCGGAACAGCAGCUCUUGGAAGACUGCGGCAUCCGCCUGGGAGUGCACCGCGCGCGCAUCCUCACGGCCGCCAGAGAAAUGCUGCACUCCCCGCUUCCCUGCACCAGCUGCAAGCCCAGUGGGGACACCCCAGAUGUCUUCAUCAGCUACCGCCGGAGCUCGGGUUCCCAGCUGGCCAGCCUCCUGAAGGUGCACCUGCAGCUCCAUGGCUUCAGCGUCUUCAUUGAUGUGGAGAAGCUGGAAGCGGGCAAGUUCGAGGACAAACUCAUCCAGAGUGUCAUGGGAGCCCGCAACUUUGUGCUGGUGCUGUCAGCAGGGGCACUGGACAAGUGCAUGCAGGACCAUGACUGCAAGGACUGGGUGCACAAGGAGAUUGUGACUGCUCUGAGCUGCGGGAAGAACAUUGUCCCGGUCAUCGAUGGCUUCGAGUGGCCUGAGCCACAGGCCCUGCCAGAGGACAUGCAGGCUGUGCUCACCUUCAAUGGCAUCAAGUGGUCCCACGAAUAUCAAGAGGCCACUAUUGAGAAGAUUAUCCGCUUCCUGCAGGGCCGCUCUUCCCGGGAUUCGUCUGCGGGCUCCGACACCAGUUUAGAGGGUGCUGCACCAAUGGGCCCAGUCUAGCCUGUCCCUGGGUUCCCAACCCCGCUGUGACUCCCAUUUCCAGCGUCCUCCCUAAAGGAAU
Ochotona princeps (American pika) is the source of this 3255-nucleotide messenger RNA. RefSeq names its product sterile alpha and TIR motif containing 1 (gene SARM1). Gene Ontology annotation, biological process: signal transduction; response to axon injury; negative regulation of MyD88-independent toll-like receptor signaling pathway. Gene Ontology annotation, cellular component: dendrite. The record is from RefSeq and is a predicted model, not a curated record. Lineage: Eukaryota; Metazoa; Chordata; Mammalia; Lagomorpha; Ochotonidae. The transcript is spliced from 10 exons. Gene Ontology annotation, molecular function: protein binding; signaling adaptor activity; NAD+ nucleosidase activity. Bases 1020 to 3194 code for a protein of 724 amino acids.